This is a messenger RNA of Synchiropus splendidus (mandarinfish), 5104 nucleotides long. RefSeq names its product actin-binding LIM protein 3-like. Gene Ontology annotation, biological process: lamellipodium assembly; cilium assembly. NCBI's taxonomy places the organism in Eukaryota, Metazoa, Chordata, Actinopteri, Syngnathiformes, Callionymidae. The coding region runs from base 2424 to 4277 and encodes 617 amino acids. Gene Ontology annotation, cellular component: actin cytoskeleton; stress fiber. The transcript has 26 exons. Gene Ontology annotation, molecular function: actin filament binding. The record is from RefSeq and is a predicted model, not a curated record.
CGAUGCUGACUGUCUCUGACUAAUUAUGGGCAUGGCCUCGGCGCUGCGGUCCCUUCCAAUGUCAUUCCUCAGGUUCUUUGUUCUGUCGUGUGCCUGGAGGCCGACACAUUAUUCUGGUCGUCUCAUGACUGCUGGUGCUCGGAAGCCGCUUCAACCGUCUCCUCACACAUUGGACUCAUCACUAUCAACACACUAAUGUCUUUGGCACAUUUGGUUACGCAACCUCGUCUUCCCCUGCUUGUGAUUCGGAGCUGAUAAAGCCACCUGACGUGUUAUGAUCGGACGAGAUAAGUUUAUUUAUGCAGAAAAGCACAAGACAUCAGUGUGUCUCACUGGCUCACAGAUACACAGAUGAGAGUGGACAACUGCACGAGCACCUGCGAGGGCACAGUGCUAUGGCGGCUCCUUCACUUUGGGGGUCACAGCUUCAGUGAACACUUGCUCUCUCUUGAGAACCGUGCUGUGUGUCCAUUGCUUGUAGCUUCUUAGCUUGACAAAUCGAAGAAGUGAUGUCCACGUCUGGCUCGUCCAUUUUCCUGCUGGCGGCUUUUCUCUUGAAUGCAAGACAUGAUGUUCCCUCGUGAUGGACUGUGACGGAAAGGUGGUCUGUCACAGUCCAUCACAUUCCAUUCAUCCGCUAAAAAUAUACGUGGUGGGUCAAAAAGGGAAUAUGCUAUCGGGAAAAAACCCCACAGGGGAAGCAGCGGAUGAUCCUGACCCCAGGCCUCAUCACUCACAGUGCUGCCUCCUCGACCCGACAUGUUCUCUUUAAAUGCAGAGAUGUUUCCCUAAAAAUGGCGAAUAUUUGAUCCAUGUUUGACUCAUUGAACCUGAUAAGGUCAAGGGAAGCAUGCAAGCUGCCGGGAGAGAUUUACUUUCAUCAGAUGGACCGUCGAGCGUGACAAGGCUCAGAUGCUCAUGGAAGUAAACACGGAUCCACCCGCAGAGAUAAAUCACAUUUUACGAGGACGCGGCUCGUGGUGCGGUAUUUCCAGAUAUAAAUACAGCUCGCCUACUUUUUUCUGCUCCGUUUCACCGCGUCCUGUGACGAGGAGGCAGAGGGGAAUCUUGACGCUGGUUUCUGGAAUCACAGCCAUGUGUUUGCUUCACGCUCAUCCAUCCAGGUCAUCGGAACAGACAGCUGUUCUGGGUUUGGAACUCCCAGAACUACAGUGGAUGACGUGAGAGUUACUGCUGUCUGUACGGAACAAAGCGUAUCAGGUCAUAGCAACAAGCUGCCAAGAUGGCCGCCAGCGAACAUACCUGUCAUUUUCAAGCAAUGUUAUCAUCACUGCCUUCCAUGCCUUGUUUACCUUGCUGUUCUCCAAUUUAUCCAGCAGGGGGAGCAGCUCAGAGUCAAGUUUAUGCCAACAGCAAACUCCAAAAUCAACAUGGCUACUGUGGAAGAAGCAUGGAUCAUGUAGCUCUUGCACAAAAGAGGAAACAGAGCCAGCGUUGUAGGAGUCGAAGUGGCUAGGUCCCCUCAUGGAGCAGUACUCUGAAGACCCGAGUGUUUCCUGGCUCGUUGCAUCCGAGCGUGUGUCUGCGGUGGAGCCCUGACAGCCGGCGACAGGUGCAGCAGGCAGCUACAGUGUCACAGGAAGCGCUCUCAUCGACAGACUUGAAGGACGGCUGCUUUAGAACAAAACGCUUGCUUGUCACGGAAGACCUCGCCGCUGAAUUAACACAGAUCCAAGGAAAACACGCCUGUCGGACCCUCGGAGCCCUGAAAAGUGCCAGUCGCAGAGGUCUGGAAUGAAACCGCCGCGUUCAGGAGGAGUUUGAUUCCGUAUGUGUAGAGAUUCAGCGCCGGUCGGUUGGCGGCUGCAGCGUCAUGGCUCCGGCUCAAAGAAGAAUAUGAAUGUGAAGGCGACACAAAGGUGGGGGGACAAGAAGAAGCGGCGAGGCAAACGUUCCUGGCAUCAGCCUGAUGGAAGCAAAGGCUACAGCGCAGGUGCAGUUACCAGUGUUUGACCACUAGAGGCACGUUCAUGAUGUGCCACUCUCGCCCGUCAGAAUUGUCUUCUAAAGAUGGCGCCAACACACUGCCCAGAAGCGCCGGCCCACCCUGCUGGAAAAGCCUCCCGACAGAGUGAGGAGCCCAGAAUCAACUCGGAGCCAGUCCAGCUCUGUCGGAGACUCUCAUGGUCAUGGGCGGGGGGGAUCUGGUGCUCCUCAGCGCGCUUGUAUAGAGGCGGAAGAGCAGUGAGGAGGAGGAGGAGGAUGCUGCUGCUGCCGCCUCUCAUUUAAGCAACUGCUCCUCCAACCAGGGUGGAGAGGUGCAGAGAAGCCUGGACAGCGAACCUCCUGCCCGGGGACAGGGGGAAGCCCGGCUCAGCCUGAGCCCUGAAGGAGGAGUUGGAGCUCUGGAGGACGGUCAUUCAUGUGGAAUAGCUGACUGUGUUGCGGGGAUUUUGAGGAGCAUGACAAACAUGAGUGGCUCGACUAAUGUUCAGUACCACUCGGCGGGGCUGUACGGCGGGAACAACAACGGCAGCGGCGGCAGCUCUCCCCUCUCCAGCCGUGGGAGCUCCCCCAUCACGUGCCAGCGCUGCGGUGAGGUCUGUCGCGGGGAGGUCGUCCGCGUCAAGAGCACGCACUUCCACGUCAGCUGCUUCACCUGCCAAGUGUGCGGCUGCGAUCUGGUCCACACGGGUUUCUUCCACCAUGAUGGAGAGUACGUCUGCACUGAGGACUACCAGCGGCUGUAUGGGACGCAGUGUGACAGCUGCGAGCAGUACAUCAUGGGAGAGGUGGUGUCUGCGCUGGGGAGGACGUACCACCCUCACUGCUUCGUCUGCAGCCUCUGCAGGAGUCCCUUCCCGAUCGGAGACAGGGUGACCUUCUGUGGGAAGAAGUGUGUGUGUCAGCAGUGCUCACACACACUCAACAUUGACAAGCCGGUCAAAGUCCACGGACCAAGCUACUGUGCCGGCUGUGGCGAGGAGAUCAAGCAGGGUCAGUCGCUGCUGGCGCUCAAGAGCCAGUGGCACGUCAGUUGCUUCAAAUGCCAAACAUGUGGCUGCGCGCUCACUGGGGAGUACAUCAGCAAAGAAGGGAAACCCUACUGUGAGACUGACUACCACUCUCAGUUUGGGAUCAAGUGCGAGAGCUGCAGCAUGUUCAUCAGCGGCAGAGUCCUGGAGGCUGGAGGAAAGCACUACCAUCCCAGCUGUGCCAGAUGUUCCCGCUGUCACAUGAUGUUCCUGGAGGGGGAGGAAAUGUACCUCACAGGAUCAGAAGUUUGGCAUCCCAUGUGUAAAGAAGCGGCACGGCUGGAGAGGAAACUGAGGCCAAGAAGAAACUCCGAGAGCAUCUCCUCUCCAGGCUCCUCUCCGCUCCUCGGCUCUCCGAACCGCCUUGUCUUUUCUAAGGUUGAGAGCGACGUUUUGGGUUAUAAGCAGUUGGCAGCUCUUCCGAGGGUCAAAGCCGUGUACGGCGUCCAGCCGCCGGACGUCAUCCCCUAUCAGGGCGAGAGCACCAACCUCUCUGACGACACUCUGGAUGGAUUCAGCUGUGGACAGUCACUGCGCUCCAUAUCACCGUACACAAACGACCUGCUGGACGGCGUGGACAUGAGAACCAGGCGCUCCUCCAGCUCAGCCUUCACUGACUCCCCAACUCCAAGCCGCCAAGGAGGCUCCCCUCUGCACUACUAUCUGCCAGCAGAUGAGUCCAAUAUCUACAGGAAGCCUCCCAUCUAUAAAAGACAAGACGCCGCUGCCUCUCUGACCGCCAGCGUGAGUAAAGCCAACCAGAAUCUCAUCAACUCCAGCCGCCUCUGCAACAGCAACAUUUAUCACCCGGACUCCAACUACUACCCGUACUCCGGCUCGCCCAAAAGCUCCAGAACACGGAGAUUUUCAUCGGGAGGGGACGAGGACGGAUUCAAUCACAACAUCAGCAGGGCGAUCGGCAGGUUGAUCCUGAAGGAGGAGAUGAAGGCUCGGUCCGUCCCGCACGACAAUGAGCAGUGGCAGAGCAGCAGCAGUCCUCACUUCAACCACAAGGAGGCGCUGAACAAUCAUGCUGCAUGCAACUCUCUGAGCAGCUCUCCCAGGUCCAUCAAUGGUGUGGACAUCGACUCGUACAUGGCUAAGUCUUCCUCGUUGCCAGGCUACAGGAGGAAUGGCCAGAACAGGCCAGGAGGCGGAGCUCCAGAUUAUUACCAGUAUGACAGCAGCAACGCCGUCAACUGGCAGGUCAGGGAAUACAAGGUGAGCGUGUGUGUUUUCUGUCCGAGACAUUCUGCCCAACAAAGAGAAGCGUGUGAUUAAUCCGAACCUGUGUGGCAGAUCUACCCGUAUGAGGCUCUGAUGGUGUCCGUCCGCGGACAGAAGCGUCUCCCCUGUGACGUGGACCGAGCCAGACUUGAGCGCCACCUAUCUCCAGAGGAGUUCCAAAGAGUCUUUGGCAUGUCCAUGUCCGCCUUCGACCGUCUGGCUCAGUGGAAGAAGAACGAACUGAAGAAACAGGUCCGACUGUUCUGAGAGGGAAGUAAACCGUCUUCCUGUCGUCCACACUGGGAUUCUGGAGGACAAAAAUCGGUUUUCUGUUUCACCACAAGGUGGCGGUGUGUUGCAACUAACCGAAAAUAACGCGUUGCACUGUUGUUCAUUCGCAAUAUGAUGACGGCAUUCACAUUUUUCUUUAUUGCUGUACAGAUGACGUGAAUAUACCGUUACAUGAACCUUCUGAAAACCAAAGUUGCUCUGCGAUCUUUUUUUAAUCGGCUUAAUUUAAAGGUGUUUUUUAUCAUUAUGUGCGCAUUUGAAGACUUAUUUAUAAGGUCCUAUGAAUGAACGUCGUAUUUAUACAUCCUGAGGUGUCCGUUCAUUUAUUUUUUCUUAUUUGUUUUUUUGAGCAGGAUUCUGUCUGUUCACAUUUAUUUUGGAACUAGAUUAUUCUUGUGUUUGUUUGUAGUGCAACUAAGCAGUUUAAUUUAGAGAGAAGGGGCGGGAUUGAUGAGCAGAUAUGAACCACAGCGGAGCUCAAAGAGGGAAGUGCGUGAGUUGACACCGUUGUCUUCCUGUCACUGGGACAUGGAUGAUCUUUCGUUUGAAAACUGUUUUUGCCCACAAAAAAAAUCCCAAUAAACGACAGA